Knipowitschia caucasica is the source of this 3012-nucleotide messenger RNA. NCBI's taxonomy places the organism in Eukaryota, Metazoa, Chordata, Actinopteri, Gobiiformes, Gobiidae. The record is from the annotation of a GenBank genome assembly.
AUGCGGCGCGUUCCGGUUCCCCCAGAUGCCCAUCCACACAGCGGCUCUUCGGCUGUCCAGAGGCCCGAGGCAGAGCACCAGCUCGGCUUCCCCGUAAUUCUGAAAACAACACGUCGGAACGGAAAUAAUGCAGACGCAAGAGGAAGCCAGCGAGAAGUUCAGUUUCUGGAACUCUUGAGCUGCAACUGCCCCGGCGUCGGCCAUGUUGGACACGUCGCCCACUUAACUUACUGUAAUCCUCUCGGUUUCUUCUACUGGAGUCAGAAUGUCACUGAAGCCUCAAUCCUGGAGCGUCUUCCUCCUCCUCCUCCCCCUCCUCCUCCUCCAGGCCCCGCCCAUCGUGUCCAGCCUGUGCAGAGCUGCAGCGCCGUGUGGAGCCUGGGGGAGCGCUGUGUCCUACUGUCCUGCACCAGGAGCACAGCAUGUGCCAUCACCUACCUGCCCCAGCCACACCAGGAGUCUCUGGGACUACUGCAGCUGCUGGCAAGGGGUCCUGUGACUCUGAACAGAAGGAGAAGGGCUGGACUGAAGACCCUCGGAGUUCCUCCCCUGGACCCUCUCAACUCCAGUGUUCCAGAAGCUCAGCCGACACUCCCAGUCCUGGCUUUAGUCCAGAAUGGGACGAACCGGACCCAGACCAGCAACGAGGCCCGAGUCCAGGACCAGAACCAGAACCUGACCGAGUCCACAGCUGCAGACCUAAAGGAGACCACCACCAUCAGCUCUGAAGACGGGGCGCGCUCUACUGUCAAGACCACACCCUCUGCAACUGCAGCUGUGCGCACCCUGGUGGUGUCGGCUGGAGAGAGCAAAGAAGUCACACUGCCGCGAAAUGAAGUGGAACUCGAUGCAUAUGUGGUUCCAACUCCUCUAGAAGGAUCUAAAGACUUUGUGUUUGAUUGGCGGCUGAUCACUCAUCCCAAAGAUUACAGCGGAGAGAUGGAGGGACAGCACAGCGGUACUCUGAAGCUCAGCAAGCUCACUGUGGGCCUGUAUGAGUUUGCGGUUAUGGUGGACACAGACAGUGCUCAUGGAGAAGCGUACGUCAACGUCACUGUAAAACCAGAGCCGCGUGUGAACAAGGCUCCGGUUGCCAUUGUGUCGCCAAAGUUUCAGGAAAUCUCUCUCCCCAUCAGCUCCACGGUCAUUGACGGCAGCCAGAGCACAGAUGAUGAUAGAAUAGUAAAGUACCACUGGGAGGAGGUGAAGGGUCCUCUUCGUGAUGAGAAGGUCUCAGCUGACACUGCGGUCCUGACGCUAACUAGCCUCGUGCCUGGGAACUACACUUUCAGUCUGACGGUGACGGACUCAGAUGGAGCCUCCAACUCCACUCAGUCCAUUCUGAUGGUGAACAAGGCCAUUGACUACAAACCAGCUGCCAAUGCUGGUCCAAACCAGGUCAUCACGUUGCCCAGAAAUGCCAUCACUCUCUUGGGGAACCAGAGUACAGACGACCACGACUCUUUAUCCUAUGAGUGGUCUCUGAGCCCUGAGAGCAAGGACAAGGUGGUGGAGAUGCAGGGAGUGCGGUCGCCCUUCCUCCAGGUGUCUUCACUGGAGGAGGGAGACUACACCUUUAAACUCACAGUCACAGACUCUUCAGGACAACAGGACUCUGCUCAAGUCACUGUCAUCGUCCAACCAGAGAACAACAAAGCACCAGUUGCAGACGCAGGACCAGAGAAGGAGCUGACGUUUCCUGUUGACAGAACAACUCUGGACGGAAGCAAGAGCCACGACGACCAGAUGAUCUCCUCUUACCAGUGGAGGCAAAGCGGGGGUCCGGAAGGCGUGCGGAUUGAGAACGCCAACUUGGCCGUUGCCACGGUGACGGGUCUGGAGCCCGGAGAGUACGAGUUCACUCUGACCGUGAGUGACGAGCGGCAACUACAGAGCAGCGCCCGAGUUCGCGUUAUCGUCAGAGAGGAGUUGGAUCUCCCUCCUCAGGCCCACAUCAGACCCAGUUCUCCGAUUCUUCUUCCUGACUCCACAGCUUUUUUAGACGGAUCUCUGUCUAGUGACGACAAAGGAUCUGUCAGCUUCAUGUGGAGCAGAGACGACAGCAGUCCAGCUGCAGGGGACGUGCUGAACGGCUCUGACCACCAGGGGGUGCUGUUCCUCGGAAACCUGGUCCAGGGCACGUACAGCUUCACUCUGACUGUGACCGACUCCAAGGGACAGAGCAGCAAGACCCAGGGGCACGUGGACGUCCGGCCAGACCAGUUUGAGAGGGACCAGGUGGAGCUGGUCCUGGAGGUCCCCGUGUCCUCGGUGUCUCAAAGACAGAGGGACAUGCUGCUGCGGCAGGUCGGCGUCCUGCUGGGGGUCCUGGACAGUGACAUCAUCGUCCACAGUAUCAGCGCCUUCAAUGAGCUCAGCACACGCUUGGUCUUCGUGGUGUCUGGAGGCCCAGGGCGCCCCCCUCUGGCUGGCCACAGUGUUGCUCUGGGGCUUAGGACCAAACUGAGGAAACAGAAGAACGACUUCCUCAUCUUCAAACCACGACGAGUCGACACCGUCAUCUGCCAGCUGAACUGCUCGGGUCACGGAGACUGCGACUCUUUCUCGCGCCGCUGCGUGUGCCGUCCAUUCUGGAUGGAGAACUUCAUCAGGACAAAGUUUGGAGACGAGGAGAGCAACUGCGACUGGAGCGUCCUGUACGUGACCAUUGCCUCCUUCAUGGUUCUGGUGGGACUGGGCACCAUGGGCUGGGGCCUGUUCUGCUGCUGCAACAGGAGGAAAAGCAAAGUGCGCAGAAGUAAAAGUCGAUAUAAAAUGUUAGAAGAGGAAGAACACAACAGUUUGGAGCUGCGUCCGCCCAGACCAGCUCGUCAGAAGGUCCCUGGUCCCUCCUCUCCCGCUCUCAUGCCCUCGGACUCGGACUUAGACUCUGACGCAGAGCCCUGGCCUGGAGCAGAGCAGGAGCGAGGGAAACUGCUGCGGCCCCAGAACGGGUCCUUGAGGAAUGGCAAGGGCCUCCCACGAGGGAAGACCCGGGACCAAUUGCUAUAG